This is a messenger RNA of Fukomys damarensis (Damara mole-rat), 5783 nucleotides long. RefSeq names its product Myb/SANT DNA binding domain containing 1 (gene Msantd1). Gene Ontology annotation, cellular component: nuclear body. Gene Ontology annotation, biological process: positive regulation of DNA-templated transcription. The record is from RefSeq and is a predicted model, not a curated record. The coding region runs from base 1275 to 2072 and encodes 265 amino acids. NCBI's taxonomy places the organism in Eukaryota, Metazoa, Chordata, Mammalia, Rodentia, Bathyergidae. The transcript has 5 exons.
AGCACGAGCGGGUGCGGAGAGGAGGGCUGGGCUCGGACCCUGCCUCCUGCAGGAGUGCUUCCUGCAAGCUCCUUCCUGCACUGUGGGGGCCUUGAUAUUCAGCAAGCCUGGGCCGAGAGAGCCCUGAUGUGAGUGGUCCUGCAAGCUUGCCUUGGGCCUCGUGUGGGCCUCCCCUGCUUCCACAGUGGUUCCAGGACACUAGAAACAAUCUGCCGGCCCUUUUGCUUCACUGACCACUAACUUCUGUGCUCCCGGCUCAGCUGGACUUUGCUGUCCCCAACACAGCUGUCCACCCACCUCUUGUCUGACUGCUGUGCCUGUGCCCUGACCUUUUCAGCUCGCCGGCCCUUCCCCUGCAGAAUGCCUCCUCCAAGAAGUCCCCUGCUCAGCUUAACAGGCCUGCCUUCCUUAGCUCCCCAUGCCCUCCCCAGUCUUGGUGGUCUCUGUGGCAGUGAUCCUGGGGUACAUGUGCUUUGCACACCAACCUGCAGAAGCGGCCACUUCAGGCUGAGAGCUGCCUGGGGCAGGGCAUGAGUGUUCCUGAUGGGCCACCUCGCUCCUCUGUCUUCUGUCCCCACAGCAGAGCUGGCCCUGUGGCCAGUGCCCGGAGAAAAGGCGAGGGCUGAGGCAGCUAAAUGGCCCCUCCGGGGACUUGGGUCCCCUGUCUCUGCAUGGGAUGGUGAGCACUUGGCUGGGGGCCCUGGAGGACGCCCCUCCAGGUUUCGCUCUCCCCUCGGUUGCUAUAAGCGUUCAACUCCCUGCAUCUGUCUCGGCGGCAGCCCCAGGGCCCCAGUGGCCUCGGCCUUCAGCACUGCCUAUGUUCUGGCCACUUCAGGGAAACAGCCACCCCUCUCCCCCUCCCUGGCUCAGGUGUGGAUAGCCAGGCCCUGGCACACCUGGCCAGUAUGGCUGGUGUUCCCAGAAAUGGCCCAGUCCAGAUGGAAAACCCUUCAGCAGCUGCCCACAGCACACCAUGCUCCAGCUGUGCAGCAGAGGGUGAGACCCUGUAGCCACGUCCUUCCUCACCAGACAGGAGCUGGGAGGCAGACACCUCCUCUCCUGCCCCUGGCAGGCUUGCACUCAAUGGUGACAGUGGUGUUUGUUUCUAGCCCUGACCACUUGGCUCCCAAGAGCAUUGUGAAGUAGUUCCCUGAGUGAAGACUCACACGCCCCACCCCUGCAUGGGGUUGAGGAAGUGGAUGAGGUGCUGCCAAGUGCCCAGCCCCGGGCCCUCUGUCUCCCCAUCCCACAGUGACUGAGGGUCCCAGCAGGUCAUGCAGCUGUGCCAAGGUGCCUCCAGCAUGGCAGCGGCCGAAGUGCCCAGCUACCUUGUGUCUCCUCAGACAGAGAAGCACCGGCGGGCCCGCAACUGGACGGACGCCGAGAUGCGCGGCCUCAUGCUCGUCUGGGAGGAGUUCUUCGACGAGCUCAAGCAGACCAAGCGCAAUGCCAAGGUGUACGAGAAGAUGGCCAGCAAGCUCUUCGAGAUGACGGGUGAGCGCCGGCUGGGCGAGGAGAUCAAGAUCAAAAUCACCAACAUGACCUUCCAGUACAGGAAAUUAAAAUGCAUGACAGAUAGCGAGUCGGUCCCUCCGGACUGGCCCUAUUACCUAGCCAUUGAUAGGAUUCUGGCCAAGGUCCCCGAGGCCUCUGAGGGCAAAGUGCCGGACGGCCAGCAGCCGGGGCCCUCCACGUCCCAGACCGAGGCGUCUCUGUCGCCGUCCGCUAAGUCCACCCCUCUGUACUUACCGUAUACCCAGUGCUCCUACGAAGGCCGCUUCCAGGACGAUCGCUCCGACAGCUCCUCCAGCUUACUGUCCCUUAAGUUCAGGUCGGAGGAGCGGCCUGUGAAGAAGCGCAAGGCACAGAGUGGCCACCUGCAGAGGAAGAAGCUUCGGCUGCUGGAGGCCAUGCUGGAGGAGCAGCGGCGGCUGAGCCGCGCCAUGGAGGAGACGUGCCGCGAGGUGCGCCGCGUGCUGGACCAGCAGAACAUCCUGCAGGUGCAGAGCCUGCAGCUGCAGGAGCGCAUGAUGAGCCUGCUGGAGAAGCUCAUCGCCAAGUCCAGCGGCUAGGCGACCUGGGACACGGGCUGGGACGGAAGCUCUCGGCGACGCUCCAAGUGGCUUUUGAUAUUAAAUGUGUACUUUUCAGUACUGCCUGGAGCAGGACUGGCACUGUCUGGCUUGGAGGGCUGCACCAGGGUGGUCAGCCUGCGUGUGGCCACCGCACCCUGUCCUUUCCAGCUCUGCCCUUGUCACUGGUGCUAGUGUCACCUCCAACCUCAGCGCAGACCCCGCACAGCCCAAGCUGCUUUCGUUUGCCUUUUGGCAGUGUUGCUGAGGCCACAGCCUCCAGGGAUGGGGUGCUGUACAGGCCGCCUGGCUCCCGCACCGCUGCUCCUCCCAGGCUGGGGAUGUUGAGGCAGUGAGACCGGGCUGGCUAUGAAAAGCCCCCAGCCGGGACUGGGUCCGUAAAGAAGCAGCUGCAGAUGGCCCUGUGUGCCGUGCGGAAGGGAAGGGAUGGCCCGAGAGGGGAAGGAGUCAGGCCCCCAGGAGAGGUCGGCGCCAGAGAUCGGGGGAACAGGGAGGCUUGAGCCUGCUGGGAGGUGUCUUGGGUCCCCUGCUCUUUGGGAAAAGCCUUCACCACCACAUGUCUGGGUCCAAGGGCACAGGGGAGGGCAGGGCUGUGGUGGAGACCACAGCAGCCAGCACCUCACCACUUCUGUCCUGGAGCUGAGUUUUAGGGCAAAAGCCCCAGCUCCUGCGUCCCCUCAUCCUGGGCUCAGCUGCCCAUGCCAAAAUGCCAGUCAAGGAGACCACAGGGGCAAGGGCAGGAAAAGAGCUUUACCAGCAUGGCCAUGCUGGGGAGCACAGAGCAGAUCUGUCCUCGGGCUGACAGAGCCUUGGGGUUUUACAGGAAAGGGGAACAGAAGCCAGGGUUAGGGUGGCACAGCUGGCAGCAUUACGGUCACCCUAGGGUCUGGUUGGUCAACAUCUUGGGCCGGGUUCCCGGAGGUCCUGGGAGUGCUGUCAUGGCAGGAGGGGGCAGGUCGGCUCCUUCUGGGGCAGCCUCAGCUCCCCAUAGGGCAUUGCUUCAUCGUGGGGUGGUCUGUGAAACUGCUGUGCUGGAAUGGGGAGCUGCAGGUUCAGGACAGUGGCUCGAGACUCGUAGGUACCGCUCCAGGGCUCUGGAACUGGACACUAAAACCUGGCAGUUUCGUGUCCCUGCAGAUCCCUGGAAUUGAAUCCUGAAAAUUACUGUAGUCACUCUCACCUUGGUGUCCUCAGCCAGAAGGGACACGAGAUGCGCUAGGGAGAUGGAGGCCAAUAAACCAUGGGCACGGACACUCCUGAGGUGACUGACCUGUCCUCAGAGCGGUAAGGGGAAAGGGAGACCUCAGGGAGGCAGACCCGCCAGGCCUCAUCCUGCUUUGGGCCUCUGCGGGCCCAGACUAGAUCCCUGUUCCCCUCAGUGAGUUCUCCCUGUGUCGUUGGCGAGGGCGAGGCUCCUGUCACUGCCGCUGCACCAGAGGCUGGAACCGGGCGUGUGGGACGUCCCCGCAUCCCAGGCAGACUGCUGCCCAGGCAGAACACGGCUCUGAGGCAGUGCUCAGUCGGGAGAUGACGGCGGCCCUGCUCGGGCUGCCGGGGGAGAAAACUGCUGGGACGGGUGGAGAAGCAGAGCCCCACCAGAUGCUGCCACUGCCACCCUGGAGUGCACUGAGGUCCAGUGAAUGGUGGGGCUCUGCUAGGGGUGGGUCACCUGGGGUGGGAGGCCAAUCCCAGGCCACCGGGGCUCGAGGGGCUGGGUGUCCCUGCAGCCCAGCAUAUGGAGCCGGGGAGCAGGCUCUACCGUGCUCUCAGGCCCCUGGCCUCCCCAUUCCCACCGGCUGUGCUGCGGGUGUUUCCCCAGCCGCCCCGAGGCCGGAAGAGUGCUUGCUGAGUCUGUGGUGUGAAUCCCACCAGAGCCAACUUCCAGCUGCUGACAGGAAGUUCCUGCUUCGGAAGGCGGGAAAGGCAGGCAUGGGUGGCUGUUGAGGGCUCAGACCCCUCCUGAAGAGCAGUGGGGUGACCAGGAGAGCACAGGGACUCCGCAGUCAGGAGCCUGCCCUGGCAAACGUGUAGCCCAGGUGCCCACCUCCUUCUCAGACGAGAUGCCACUUCCUCUAAGAAUCCAUCAGUUUAACAAUCCCACUAGGGGCCUGGUGUUCCUAAGUGCUGGAGACCUAGUCACAGAUGAGUGGUGACCCGCCUGACCAAAGAGCUGACCUCGGAGGCUGGCCAGCGCUUCACCUGGCCACAGUAGGUUCCCCAGCCCCGUGACAGGAAGGGCAGCUCCAAGCCCUCAAGCAGGAGUUGCACCUGAGUGGCCCAAAGGGUCACUCAGCGCAGAGGAGGGAGGGUCCCGUUGUGUCUGCAGCAUCCAGGGAACUCUGUGUCCCCAGGACCCUGGUCACACUCACCGGGGUUCUGUCCCUGCAGGGCCUCUGUUCCCUCUUUCUGCCCUUAGCAGAGCCUGGCCUCGAGCUCCAUGGGGCCAGGCACAGUUCUCCUUCCUGCAGCCAGAGCAGGGCCCGCCCAGCUGAGUGGAGCACUCAGCUGCCCAGCCUGGGGCUGGCACCUCCACCAGCAGUGUUUUGGUGAUAACUUUCUGAUUUCCUCAGUGGUGGUCGGUUCCAUAAGGAGGAAAAACGCCUGUACCGGGAAACAUGAACUAUUGGGUAAGGUUUAUCCUGAAGACCAAAAUCAGGAGGCAGGCACCUUAAUCGCUUCACCUUAUUAUUUGAUGACGUUCUGACGUUUGCAGCAGAUGCAUUAAGAUAAACAAAGUAAGCAAGGUAAGAGAUGAAAUUAAAAAAAGAGAAAAACCUUUCUUUUCAGAAAAUACUUUAUAGACCCAGAAAACCAAAUGUACCAAAGAUGAAGUGCUCUUUCUGUUGGCCUCACCUAUUAAAGUAAGGAUGAUGAAGAGGGUCGGUGAUUUAGCUCCUUGGUUGUACCACUUGCCUUGCAAGCAAGCGCAAGGACCUGAGUUUGAUCCCCAGUACCAGAAAAAAAAAAAAAGUAAGGAUGAAGAAAUGCCCCAUUCAGGGCUCUGGUGCCCCACAUAGGGUGUCUGGAAAGGAACUGAGCCAGGGGCUGAGUUCUGUGUGAAGCGGACUGCAGUGGCGUUAGAGAGACUGCGGGAAGCCAAGUAUUCGCCGGGCUUCAUCUGGGACUUUCCGCCUGUGCUCUAAGAAACAGUGAGUUUUUGCUUUGAAAUGGCUGAAAUUCCGUUUUACCCCCUAUGAAAAAGGAAUGGAGCCCAACAUCCUAGGCUGAUCCACAGUCAGAGACCUGCUCAGAGGGCCAGGCGUGGUAGCACAGGCCUGUUAUCCCAGCACUCCAGAGGCCGAGGCAGGAGGGUCUCUGUGAAUUCAAAGCCAGCCUGAACUCCAGAGCGAAGUCCUGUCUCAGAACACACGCUCAGCCUCCUGAGCAUCAGGACGUGCACACUGAGACCCUGAGAGUCUGCUGCGUCACUUGCAGGACGCUGGCACGGGUCCUACAGUCUCAGAGACUGGGAGGGGUGGCAAGAACGGAACACAUUUCCUGAAACCACAAGGCAGACUAAGCUCUCCCCUGCCUUAAAGAGGAAACAAUGGGAAUGCACAGGUUGGAGCACAGGUUGGGGUAACGCAGCUUGCUGAGGAGCUUCGGGCCCUCAUCCAGCGCAGAGUCCCCUACCUCGGUGAGCAGAGAUGCCAGAAGCCGCAGUCUCAGUCUCUAGCAGAAUUCCUUACU